Lodderomyces beijingensis is the source of this 777-nucleotide messenger RNA. NCBI's taxonomy places the organism in Eukaryota, Fungi, Ascomycota, Pichiomycetes, Serinales, Debaryomycetaceae. The record is from the annotation of a GenBank genome assembly.
AUGAGUUUGGAAGAGGAGAUAUUCAAGCCGGCUAGAAAGAGUUUACUUGAGCAGCAAGGUGGAAGAGAGCAGGUCAUAAGAGCAUGUAGGGAAAUCACGAGCUACUCUAAAAAGGCGAUUUUCACAUUACACCGAGCAGAUAGCCAGCCCGAGUUGAUCUCCAGCGAAUUGAUAAGCUAUUUGGAUGCGAUCAGCAAGCAGUUGAAGGUUGUCAACAGCAUAUCCAUGCAAAACCAAAGUCUCCGUGGAUCCAUUGCCGGUGCUGUUGAGGAAAUGGUCGAGUUUUUCACAUUCGGGUACUACAAGUACCACGGUGGGUUGAUGUCAUACGUGGAAUUUUCCAAAGUCGUGGAUCUAUUGAUGAGUUCGAGGCCUCAAGACGUUGUUCUUUACAUCAUGCGGGAACAAGAGCUCCCGAGUGACGUCGAAACUCAUUCACUUGAGUUCAUUGACCAAUGCGACUAUCUCAUGGGCUUAUUUGACUGCACGGGAGAGGUUAUGCGCAUGGUGAUCCUGCUGUCCACCAACAACGCCGGAGCACUUGAGAUGAACAAGACGUUGUCCAAUUACAAGUUUCUCAUGCAAUUGUACAAACACUACACCGUUUUGACCGCCUGCUACCCUGGGAUUUCAAUCAAUCACGGCGCGUUUGACGACGCGCCAAAUCUGAAGAGCAACAUCGCAUUCAAAAAGAAAUUGCUGGUAUUUCAGGCCUCGAUAAAGAAGAUAGAGACUUGUCUAGUUGACCUUUUGAUAAGCGACAAGGAAAUACUAUAG